Messenger RNA from Pseudoliparis swirei, 957 nucleotides. RefSeq names its product reticulon-2-like. The record is from RefSeq and is a predicted model, not a curated record. NCBI's taxonomy places the organism in Eukaryota, Metazoa, Chordata, Actinopteri, Perciformes, Liparidae. The transcript is spliced from 3 exons. Bases 53 to 928 code for a protein of 291 amino acids.
GGUGGGGGGGGGGCUUCCAGACUGGAUGGGCCCGGCGAUGCCUUGAUGGAGUAUGGGCCAGGUUUUAGGAUUCUCCCACUGCCAGGAAUAUGGCUCUGUGGCAUCCACUCCAGACUCGACGCCUCCGUGCACCGACGGUGGAAAUGAGGAGUCUGAGAUCUGUGAGCUGCAAACAGCCAGGGAGUGGUCUGAUGAUGAAGAGGGAGAGGGAGAUGUCGAUGUCGAUGACGAUGACGAGGAACUGUCUUCAUCCCCGUCCAUCUGGGGCACGCCGCGCCAGAACUCCCACGAGCUGACCUUCUCGUACAUCGCCAUCGCCGAGGCCGAAGCGGUGGGAUCGUCUCGGCACCUCCGGGACCUCCGGGACCGCCGCAGGGCCAGCGCUCGGGGAAGCCGCGCGUCUUUGAUCCACACGGACACCCUGGAAACCCUGUUGGACUCCCUCGGCGAGGACUGGGACCCUCAAGCCUUCCUCGGUGGAGAUGAAGAAUCAGAAAGGGGGGAGCAGGGGAGGGUGGAGGUGAGGAGGGAGCAGCACGGAGAAACCGAGACGAUUACAAUCCAACCGUUGCCCCAUAAUCUGGACCCGGAUACUCAGGGGGGAGUCACAGGAAUCCAAAGAGAGGAGUCUCUGAGAAGUGUGAUCCAGAUUGCCCGGCGGCCCUCGGCGGCCCCGUCUUCCCAACAUCAGAGCCCCUCACGGAUACUUCAGGGUGAGAAACGGGAGGAAUGUGUGAGAUGGGUUGUUCUACUCUGUAUGGUGGCACACUUCAAGUUUCAGUAUCAUGACGGCCCAACAAAGAUGCACUGUUAUCAUCCGCUACAGCGGGUGGCGGGUAUAGUUUUCACUUUGUGUGGUCAUCAUGACAAAACCUACAUUGAGGUGGUUUUGACAAACACUACCGUUCAAAAGUUUGGGGUCACUUAGAAAUGUCUUUAUUUUUCAAAGAAAGCACU